Trachemys scripta elegans is the source of this 2321-nucleotide messenger RNA. Its product is annotated as meteorin-like protein. The transcript is spliced from 4 exons. Lineage: Eukaryota; Metazoa; Chordata; Testudines; Emydidae. Gene Ontology annotation, molecular function: hormone activity. Bases 98 to 910 code for a protein of 270 amino acids. The record is from RefSeq and is a predicted model, not a curated record.
CACACAUAAAAAAGAGACGGUCCCUGUCUGGAAGAGCUGGCACUCUUAAUCUGCAAGACAAAGGGUGGAAAGGGAAACAGAGGCACAGAGCAGUAAAAUGGGUUACCCCAGAUCACACAGCAGUGGUUUAAGUUGGGAACCUCGUUCCCGCACCGUGGAGCAGGUCCACCUGCGCUGCACCGAGGGCUCCCUGGAAUGGCUGUACCCAGCACGAGCCCUGCGUGUUGUCCUGGAGCCCAACCUGUCGAGCACCAAACACACCACUGUCUGCAUCAAGCCAGCGAGUGACUUCCAGGGUGCCAGCAUCUACGUGGAGCGCGCUGGCCAGCUGCACCUGGUGGUGAGUGAAGCUGAGGAGGCACGGCUGCGCCACGUGUCCUGCUUCAGUGCCCACACGCCACAGCGGGUCGCCCUUUUCCUGCAGGCCAGUCCGCAGCGGGAUAUCAGCCGCAGGACGGCCAGCUUCCAGUACGAACUGCUGAGCAACCAAAGCACGGCGGGCCCUGACUUCCAGAAAAUGGCCCUUGUGGAAGCGAUGUGCCGUCCUUGUGACAACAUGGAGCUUCUGAUGGCCAUUUGCAGUAGUGAUUUUGUGGUGAGAGGAUCGAUCCGAAAUGUUUCCCACGACCCUGAAAAUCACAUGACCCAGGUUGAAGUCAGCGGCCAGAAAGUCUACCGGCAGAAAAACAGAAUUUUCCGACAGGAUGAAGCAACUGGUGAAUGGAGGGGCACCAUAAAAACCCUGCUGCAGUGCAAGGUAAAGAAAGGUUCUGGAGAUUUCCUGUUCACUGGCAAUGAACAUUUUGGAGAAGCUUGGCUGGGCUGUGCCCCUAGAUUUAAGGACUUCAAUUCUAUUUACCGAACAGCCAGAGAACGGGGAACAAACCCAUGUGAGUUUCAGUUUAGCUGAAAUGCAUGUCAUGAGAGCGCUGAGUAAAAGGAUUGCAGUCUCAUGUUUGGAUGCUGUUCAUGAGGUUCAGCAAAGGCCGAAGACAGAUUUCACUAGAGCUAGGGCUGGGAGAGCCUCUUCGAGUUUAUGGCUUUAUGAACCUCUCAAACUAGGACAGUGAAGCUGCAGAAUGGUUUAAAUCCAUGAAGUGCUUUGUUUAUAAUUCAAAUACAGGUGCUUGUCCUGCCUCCAGGGAAGCUUCUGCUUUUUUAAGGGGCUGCUUUUCCCCCCUAGCUGAAGAGUAGCUUGUGCUGUGUGUUAGAGGUAGGAGAUGCCUCACAAAAUCUAGGAUGCACUAAGUGGGUGUCCUAUCUGUUUUGUAUUUUUCAUUAGCAUUUUUCUCCCCUAUUCUCCCCCCACUUAUUUUUUUUCACUCUGUGCUUCAGUUUUCACCCAUUAGAUUCCCCCCCCCCCCCCCCCCCCCCCCACACACACAGUAAGGAUGAUGCAGACUCAAUGACAUUGAGAGUGUGAGUUGAGCUACUAAGCCCACAGCCUAUCAGUGGGUUUGUCAGUUGCCUGAGGUUUCUCUCUUGGGAAGUUACAGUUCAUUAGAACACAUGCUAACUAAGGCUCUGGGGCAUAGACUCGGCUGUUGUAAAUCCGUAUAGCAACCAUGACUGCACCAGCUUAUAGCAGCUGAAGACCUUAGCGUAGAUAAGGGCUCUUGUGAUUAUCAUCAUCCUGGUUAACAUGAGUUACUAGCCUGAUGAAUUGUCCCAGUUCAGUCAAGCCCUAUAAAAAAGGUACUGCAGGUAAAAACUGUUUAUUUCAAGGCAAGUCUUGCCUGGUAAGGCACGCAUGGUUAGCCCCCAACCGCGUGCAUUUGAAUCACAAUUCGUUGUAAGUAGUGGUCGAUGUGUAGGAAGUGAUCCAGAUGAGACAGAACUGAAGGUUGUGCUGUAUCAGAAGAGGUGAAAUGGAUGUCCUGUUACUGAAUCUGAUCUUCCUGCUUUGUGAUUAAGUAAAUGAACAAUGUUGUUAACUUCAUGGUUGCACUGUGAACUUUGCUCAGCAAAAAUGAAGUUUUGAGGAACUUAAGUUUCAGAGACAGUUGGGUACAUCCCAGAGUCAGCACUCGCUCUGCUCACUGAAUAUCAUUUGUAUGAGUGGGCUUGUCUAAAGGGUUCGUGUUGUUGGGUUGGUUUUUUAAAGUGCAGUCCACAUUUCCCAGCUGUACUUUGCACUUUCAAACAUUGUGUUUGCUGCUCACCUAUGUACUGUAGUUGACUGCUUUGUAUAUUUGGGAACAAAAUUGUACAUGUUGAUCCUAUACAUUAUUGUAUUUGUUUUGCCUCGGAGUACAAAGGCCCUUAGCUAUAUCUCAGCAACAUUACCUGGAAAAUAAAAUAUUUUGUUUUCAAAAGCUUAA